Physeter macrocephalus (sperm whale) is the source of this 603-nucleotide messenger RNA. RefSeq names its product fibroblast growth factor 1 (gene FGF1). Gene Ontology annotation, biological process: positive regulation of epithelial cell proliferation; positive regulation of gene expression; positive regulation of MAP kinase activity. NCBI's taxonomy places the organism in Eukaryota, Metazoa, Chordata, Mammalia, Artiodactyla, Physeteridae. Gene Ontology annotation, molecular function: fibroblast growth factor receptor binding; growth factor activity. Bases 75 to 542 code for a protein of 155 amino acids. Gene Ontology annotation, cellular component: nucleus; cytoplasm. The transcript has 4 exons. The record is from RefSeq and is a predicted model, not a curated record.
AACUGAACUAAGACUUGAAGAAAAAGCAGGAGUUAACCAGCCUUGAAAGCGCCAUAACCAGGAGCUGCUCAGCCAUGGCUGAAGGGGAAAUCACAACCUUCACAGCCCUGACGGAGAAGUUUAAUCUGCCUCCAGGGAAUUACAAGAAGCCCAAACUCCUCUACUGUAGCAACGGGGGCCACUUCCUGAGGAUCCUUCCAGAUGGCACAGUGGAUGGGACAAGGGACAGGAGUGACCAGCACAUUCAGCUGCAGCUCAGUGCGGAAAGCGUGGGGGAGGUGUAUAUAAAGAGUACGGAGACUGGCCAGUACUUGGCCAUGGACACCGACGGGCUUUUGUACGGCUCACAGACACCCAAUGAGGAAUGUUUGUUCCUGGAAAGGCUGGAGGAAAACCAUUACAACACCUACACAUCCAAGAAGCAUGCAGAAAAGAAUUGGUUCGUUGGUCUCAAGAAGAACGGAAGCUGCAAACGCGGUCCUCGGACUCACUAUGGCCAGAAAGCAAUUUUGUUUCUUCCCCUGCCAGUCUCCUCUGAUUAAAGAAAUCUGUUCUGGGUGCUGAUCACUCCAGAGGAGCCCGAAGGGGUCCUCACCCGGUUGA